Molecule: messenger RNA, 2190 nt
Organism: Adineta ricciae
Lineage: Eukaryota; Metazoa; Rotifera; Eurotatoria; Adinetida; Adinetidae
Source: the annotation of a GenBank genome assembly
AUGGAUUCUUCACCUACUGCAUCAACAAUCGAAUUAACGCUUCCUUCACGUAGCAGAGAAACGGAUUCAUCUAAAGAUGACAAACUUCCGGGAGUGACCAAAGCAAAAAUUGGUCGUCAAGGUCUUGAGCGUUAUUACAAUGAUUUCAAAGAGUAUACCACUGGUGAUCUCAAAGGUAAAACGUCUGCAAGAUGUGCCUUAUGCAAGGAACAAGUCUGGCAUGUGAAAAAUUCCACGUCGAACUAUAGUCGUCAUUUGCAACGGAAACAUCCAGCUGAGUUUCAGCUGUGGUCAGAAGAUGUGGCCAAGGGGACGAAAUCGGGCGACAGGAUGCAGCAAACUACGUUGGAUAUCAGCUUGUCUCCGACAACUCAUACAGCAAAAUACUCGUUAUGUCAUCCGCGUCAAAUUGAGUUAACACGAAUGGUAUUUCAUGAUUUCGUCAUCGGACUCGACUUGCCAUUAUCAAUUACGGAAAAAACAGCAUUUGUUCGGGCUAUGGCGACAGUCGAUCCGAAAUUUCGUGUUCCAUCUCGCCGAUCAAUCGUAUCUUCUUAUCUACCUCGAGCAUAUGAUCAAAUUUCGACCAAAUUGAAGAAUGUAUGCACAUCAGCUCUGUUCGUUUCUUUGACGUUCGACGCGUGGACAGAUCGUCGUAUGCGUGCUUUUUAUGCAGUUACUAUCCAUUACAUCAACGGAAUGGGUCAACUGAAAGCUCACUUGCUUGCGUUUAAUCCACUCUCAGGUAGCCACACCAGCGAGAAUCUAUACAUAGAAUAUGAACGUGUAUCAACGGCUUUUACUAUUGGAAAUAAGAUCGUUCGCUUGAUUACGGACAACGCGUCGAACAAUUUAGCGGCUUUCGGCGAACUAGUUAUUCCAGGUUUCGAAUCAUAUUUCGUCAAGGAGGAGGACGUUGAAGACAUCGAUGAUGAUGUAGACGAAAUAAACUUGAGCAUGUCUGAAGGAAAUCGUCCUGAUGAUGAAAACGUGCUAAAUGAGUCUGAGAGAGGAGAAGAAUUGUUACGUUUGCCGUGUUUUAUUCAUACCCUUCAAUUGGUUGUUAAAGACGGUUUAAAAGAAAGUAAUUGUUCUCGAUCGGCAUUGGCCAAGGUGGCUCAAAUUGCCAAGUUAAGCCAUACGAGUAUACCAGUGGCUGAAAAAUUGCAGGAGUUGAAGUUCAGUAUUCCAGAAGCUGUUAUCACACGAUGGAACUCUCAAUUCAUUACUAUAACGAAAGUUCUCGAUAUACCCAAUGCGUUACUGAACGAUCUUCUGGCAGAGCAAAAGAAAACUGAAUUGAUAUUAUCCAUGAAGGAUUUAAGUGUGUUACGUGAAUUUACAUCGAUUUUCACAUUAUUUGCCGAAGCCACUACCCGAACACAAACUGAGCAGUGCUUGUCGAUAUCGCUAGUGGCACCAAGUGUACUAGCCAUUUAUUUUGAUCUCGAAAAUGAGUCGAAAUUAUCCAAACAUUCGAGUUCAUUAUGCCACGCACUUAUUCUCUCAUUGAAGCAGCGAUUUGGUGGUCUACUUAUUAAUCUUGAAAUACCUGUCGAUGACUCUAUCAAGCGCCGAAGCACAUUUAGUCUAUUUUCUGACGAUAUUUUUCUUAUCUCCGCAUUCCUUGAUGGACAGUUUCGUCUUCGUUGGAUUUUACAAUCAGCAUUAUCUGAAGAAACGAAGAUUCGUUUAUGUGAUCGAAUAAAGCUACUAGUCAUCCAAGCAGCCUUUCGCCUUGAGCAUUCAUCGGUUAUUACUCAAACUGUUGAUGAUCCACCAAAUGAGCUGACGGCAGCAAUCGCUGGUGACGAUCCAUCGGGUGUCAAAGAGUCGUCCGGUGCCAGUGUUACGCCGAAGCGAAAGAGUCUAUUUUCAUAUUGCGAAACCUCAUCGGCAGCAGCUUCAAAGAAAAUGCGCGCCGAUAUUAUCGACGAGAUCAACGAAGAGAUGGUAUUAUUUUUGAAGGAUCAACGUUAUGAAAGUGAUCUUAUUUUUGCAAGAAAAGGCCAUUGUCCACACUUAUAUCGAUUAGCCAUGAGGGUAUUGUGUGUACCAGCGACAUCGGCUCCUGCUGAGCGAGUGUUUUCUCGAAGUGGGCUACUCAUGAGACCACAUCGUAGUCGGCUGACCAAAGAUUCGUUGGCAAAAUUAACAUUUGUUAAAUGCAAUAUUGAUCUGUUGAGUUGA